GUAUCAAACACUCUAUUCUCUCUCUCUCUCUCUCUGUUGCCUUCCAACAUGUCUAGAGGUCUUCGAUCUUUCAGUUCUUGUUUACUUGCUCUGUUACUUGGUUCUUAUUUUUUCUUAGCGAUCGAAGCUCGUCCUUUCAACAUCUUGAAGUCUCACAGCUCGGCUGCUGCCGGAAACAUUGAACGGUUUUUUGAUGGAUUAUCUCUCGGUGCCAUCAAACAAGGUCCCAGCCCAGGUGCGGGACACAAAGUUACCGACCAUCGGACACUCGGAAAAAUUAUGGACUCCGGUCCAAGCCCUGGCGGAGGGCACAAGUAAUUAGUCACUGGCACACACCAGUGACUCACAUUUGUUUACAAAUUACGUGAAAUCCAUCGUCACAUUUAUCCGUUUCUCUUUCAGUUGUUGCUGUUGAUUCUUUAGAAGGUUCGUUCUGCACUGUGUUGGUCUUAAUUCGCUAGAAUGGAAAAUGGAAAAGACUAUCGUUCUUUAUUCUAC
Molecule: messenger RNA, 498 nt
Organism: Ilex paraguariensis (yerba mate)
Lineage: Eukaryota; Viridiplantae; Streptophyta; Magnoliopsida; Aquifoliales; Aquifoliaceae
Source: the annotation of a GenBank genome assembly